UAGUCUCAUUUCAAUUCACAAAUUCCUAAAUUACAACCAAAUACUGCAGUGGAAAUUUGAAUGAGAGAAAAAACGCAGCGACAUCUAUUAAUAAACGAGUAAAGAUUCCUGACAAGUUAACCUUAAAAAACAUGUCCACAAUUUUUAAUAAUUUAAAUAAAUUUACUAUAGCAAACUGCCUUAAGUGCUCAAAUAGGAGUCUUUCUCGUCUCUUCAAGCCCACAAACACAGUACAAUUAAGGAAAUACAGUGAUAAAGUACAUCGACAGCCUGGUAAAGGCAUAGGCCCUGUAUCAUGGAGAAAUUUGGGCAUAACUUCUGUGAUAGGCGCCGGACUUUUGUCCUUUAUGUGGUAUGUGAAAAAAGAAAAAGAAGAUGCAAUAGCCAGAGAGAGGCAAAGGAUGCUGGGCAAAACACAAAUAGGAGGAAAAUUUGAGUUGGUGGACACUGAUAACAAAACCAGGACCAGUGAUGAAUUCCUUGGCCAAUGGCUGUUGAUUUAUUUUGGUUUUACCCACUGUCCAGACAUUUGUCCUGAUGAAUUGGAAAAAAUGGCACAGGUUAUAGACAAUUUGGAUGAAAGUCCAGACACACCAAGGAUACAGCCCAUAUUCAUAUCAGUGGACCCCAACAGAGACACACCAGCUGUUGUGGGGAAGUACUGUAAAGAAUUUAGUCCUAGAUUAUUGGGACUGACUGGGUCAGAAGAACAAGUGGGCAAAGCCUGUAAAGCUUACAGAGUAUAUUUCAGUGCAGGUCCCAAAGAUAAGGAUAGCGAUUACAUUGUGGACCACACAAUAAUUAUGUAUUUAGUCAACCCAGAUGGUGAGUUUGUGGACUACUAUGGCCAGAACAAGAAUUACUCUGAAAUUUCCUCAUCAAUUAAAAUGAAUAUGUUCAAGUAUAAUCAGUUGAAAAAAGGUUCUAGUUGGUUUUCAUAAGUUUGUAAUUAAAGGACAUUAGUAAUUUUAAAUAAACUGUUAUUUAGUGUU
This is a messenger RNA of Aethina tumida (small hive beetle), 992 nucleotides long. It is a transcript of the gene Scox, whose product is annotated as protein SCO1 homolog, mitochondrial. Gene Ontology annotation, biological process: mitochondrial respiratory chain complex IV assembly; intracellular copper ion homeostasis. Gene Ontology annotation, cellular component: mitochondrial inner membrane. The transcript has 4 exons. Gene Ontology annotation, molecular function: copper chaperone activity; copper ion binding. The record is from RefSeq and is a predicted model, not a curated record. Lineage: Eukaryota; Metazoa; Arthropoda; Insecta; Coleoptera; Nitidulidae. The coding region runs from base 132 to 941 and encodes 269 amino acids.